This is a messenger RNA of Thermothielavioides terrestris NRRL 8126, 951 nucleotides long. RefSeq lists its product as uncharacterized. NCBI's taxonomy places the organism in Eukaryota, Fungi, Ascomycota, Sordariomycetes, Sordariales, Chaetomiaceae. The coding region runs from base 64 to 657 and encodes 197 amino acids. Gene Ontology annotation, biological process: mitotic DNA replication initiation. The transcript has 2 exons. Gene Ontology annotation, cellular component: GINS complex. The record is from RefSeq and is a predicted model, not a curated record.
UGGUGAUGUUGCUGCUUCCUUCGACAUUUCUCGUUCCCUGAAUCCCGCCAACGUGUUGCCAAAAUGUCUUACUACGACAUUGACUCUAUUCUUACCGAUGCCGAGAAAAUCCCCUGCACCUUCCAGCUCGAUGUCCCGGAUCUGGGCUACCUUGACAACACUCCGACGCAACCGUUAAAGAGCGGCACGAAAGUCGGCCUACCGCUCUGGCUCGCCGAGAUGCUCGCCAUCGCGAACACUGGUGACGUCGAGGGCAAGUCCUUCGUCUCGUUUGACCUUCCACGAGCACUGGGAAACGACGUCCUCCAAGCGCUUAAGGCCGACCCUCGCGCUGUGCCCUUACGGGACCAGAGCGCACAUUUUUACGCACUGGCUACACGCAUGAUGGAGCUGUCGGAGGAACAGGAAUUGCCAGCCGUCCUACGCAGAACGUUUGUUACCCGCGCGUCCGAGAUUGCGCUGCAUGCCCGCAAAGUAGGCGGUGUUGGGCACAGCAAAGGCAAAGGCGCGGCUGAAGAGGGGAGCAAUCUUGGUAUUGGCGGUGCCGGGGACGAGUUCUUGAGGGGCCUGGACGAAUGGGAAAGGAAUUUGUUCCGCAAGGCCCAUGAUGGGGCAAAAGCUGGCAAGGAGUGGAUGGAAGGGGUCAAGAAGCAUUGAGCUGCUUGCACCAUCUGGCGCUCUAGCCACGGUGCUGCAGCCGCUUUUGGGGGUGUUCCGCCGCCAGGCUUGCCCUCCGAAAGAGCACCAGCAACGACGACCGACCUCGCUCCCAUGCGCGAAGCGGCGGUCCGACAGGCCUCCUGAGAAACUCGGGGAUUCGGACCGCCCAAAACCUUUGCAGGCAACGCUCGCGGGGCCUGGGGUAUCUCCACACGUUGGACACCGAACCCAGGUCUUAACCUGGAAGCUCUUGCCUGGCUUCCAACAAACAGCAGCAACGCCCACCGGAGG